AUGGGAUCUGGUGGUUCUAAAGCCAAACAGGUUCUGAAAGAGGGUUAUAAUGAUGAAAUGGAAGUCGAUUAUUGGGGUGAGUGGUUAGAAAAGCGAUUAGCACGGCGGCUUCUCAAGAUCUCAGUACUGGAGGGCAUAUUUCUUGUUGUCAUAUAUGGAGAUGGAUACAUGAGAAAGUUUGACAAACAUUUUUCAAUGGGGUCUAGUGGUUCUAAGGCCAAACAGGUUCUGAAAGAGGGUUAUAAUGAUGAAAUGGAAGCCGAUUAUUGUGGUGAGUUAGUUAGAAAAGUGAUUAGCACGGCGGUUUCUCAUGAUCUCAGUACUGGAAGGCAUCUGUAUAUCAAGUGUCUGUCUAAACAUGGAUUUGAUGACUAUUAUUUCCUCAUACAGCUGCUGCUAGAAACAUAA
Messenger RNA from Oldenlandia corymbosa var. corymbosa, 408 nucleotides. The record is from the annotation of a GenBank genome assembly. NCBI's taxonomy places the organism in Eukaryota, Viridiplantae, Streptophyta, Magnoliopsida, Gentianales, Rubiaceae.